This is a messenger RNA of Vollenhovia emeryi, 4377 nucleotides long. RefSeq names its product zinc finger protein 62-like. Bases 124 to 3945 code for a protein of 1273 amino acids. The transcript is spliced from 4 exons. Gene Ontology annotation, cellular component: nucleus. Gene Ontology annotation, molecular function: zinc ion binding. The record is from RefSeq and is a predicted model, not a curated record. Lineage: Eukaryota; Metazoa; Arthropoda; Insecta; Hymenoptera; Formicidae.
GAGGGAGGGGGGCGAGUGCGCGUGAGUCCUCGGGGGGGAAAGAAAUAAUACGUGGCGUCGGUGGUACGGGUACGGCGUCCUGUCGUGUCGGUCCCCCGCGCCCGUUAGCGCAGCCCGCCCAGGAUGGACGAGGACGUGGUGGAGAUCGAGAGCGUCGACAACGUCUGCAGACUGUGCCUUUCGACGGACGAGCCCAGGUCCUCGGUGUUCGCGGCGCAGGAGAACGGCGAGAAGGAUGACGACUCGUCCGGCGUGCCGCUGGCCGCCAAGAUUCAGGCCUGCCUGUCGAUUCAGAUCUCAGCGACCGACAAGUUGUCCACGCUGAUAUGCGCGAAUUGCGUGAAAAGCGUCGAUCAAUGGUACACCUACAAGGAGUCGUGUCUGCGCUCCCAGGACAAACUGCAAGAAUGGUUGGCAAAUCAAACUCAAUCGAAUCCUACGGUGGCCGCAGUUAAGGACGAACCAAUGGACAUCGAUUAUAAAGAUAAUUCGGAAAUUAUUUCAGAGAUCACCAAUAAGUUGGAACAACCGCGCUCGCCAAUUAAAACAGUGGAAAACGCUGAAUCCAAUGGCGAGGAAGCGCAGGAUGUGACAGAUAACAGCGAGGCGAAUGACACUAACAAUGAACCCGAACCGAUCCCGUCUGCGGUGGAAGAGGAGACUGGCAAGGAAGAAAAAGAAACGGAUCAGCAGGAUACUGUAGUUGUGUCCGUUAAGAGCGAGCCGCAGGAUGAUGAGGAUACCGAUUGUACCAUAGAAUUAGAGUCUACGAAUAGCAGUGAGCUGCUAUUGCAUCCUAUGGCCGACGAAGUGGAUGAUGACGCGAUCAUGGAGGCCGAUUCCACGCAGAAGUCUAACAUGGCCGGCGCAUCGCCUAAGAAGAGAUUGAGACGCGGGCCUCACACUCAUUUUAGAGGCGCGCGCGUUUUUAAACAGAAGUGCCCGCACUGCCAGAUAUUUCUACACUCCAAGUAUACAUACUUGAAACACAUGAAGAGAUUCCACAGUAAAGAAAACGGCAUCGAGAACUUGGAAUCGCAGAACGACGACGAGGAGAUGAUCGAGGAUCUGGAGGAUGAGCUGGUCAGCAUGGAAAAGGACUCGCCGCUGACGCAGGUGCAACAGGACAUUAUUAGCCAGCUGAAAACUUUCUCUUGCUACUCUUGUCAACAAACGUUUAACGAUCGACGCAGCACGCUCUCUCACAUACGUCAGCAUAUGCCGGAUCUGAGACCGUACACGUGUAUCGCCUGCCUUACAGAAUUUUCAGAUCGAUCGAUGUAUCAGUUGCACUGCGGCGCUUCCUUCGAGUGCGCUAUGAAGAUCGCCUUAGUUGUGCCGAAACACGGCAGCGAACGAUACUUUACGUGCAACAUGUGCCUGCGCUCAAUGCAGGGUAGGAAGGAGUUGCUCAGCCAUUUGGCGAAGCACUCGGACAAGCAGUACGAGGAGAUGAUAUCGCCGGCGCGAGCUCCGCCCAAGCUGAAACCGAUGGCGCCGUUGCCAUCGAGAAACAUCGUUGCCGAUAGGAUUGCUAGCGGGCCUUACAUGAACGGCGACCCGGCGCACAAUCACGCCUGCGAUCUGUGUGGCAUGAUCUAUCGUUAUCGGCCCAACAUGCUCAAGCACAAGGAGUGGUGCUUGCAAUUGGACCCGGAUAGCAGAACAUUAUAUAGAUGCGUGCAUUGUUACAUGACGUUCACCGUGUUCAAGAAGUUCCACUAUCACGUCACGACCCAACACAAGAAGAAGGACUUUACCUGUUCCAUAUGCUUCACCAAGUAUCGAUCACCCAGCGAUUUCCUGACCCACUACGAGAGCCAUCGCGGGACAACUCAGGUCAAUCAACAAGCGCAGCUUGACGGUGCCUCGCAGAGUGAAGUUCAGGCGCCAUUGAAGGAACGCAAUGCUCACGAGACGAGUGUCAAGUCGAGAGUGAGUUUGCGAAUGUCAGGCCAAAAGUAUAGCUGCCCUCUUUGUGCCCAGGUGUUCUCCACCAAAAUCGAGCUGGACGAGCAUCGGACUCUCCAUCUCAAAAUGAAGAUAUACUCGUGCGCCAUUUGCCGCAGUAUGUUUAGCAGCGCUGGUGCCUUGGAGAUUCACAUCAAAGAUCAUGGUAUCGAGGACCCGAACGAAAGGAACGCCAAUAUUUCCUGCGUGGAGUACGGCAGCUUGGACGAGGACGUGAGAAUCGAUGGGAAAGACCCGCCGAUGAAUGCUAGCGCCGUCUCCGAUCCUGGUCCGCAGAUUCACGAGUGUGGCGAGUGCGGUAAGGUGCUAAACAGUUAUGCCAAUCUCCGGCGACACACGAAAAUCGCUCAUCGGAACUCCAAGACAUACGAUUGCGUCGACUGCUCGCGCAUGUUCAUGCGUAAGGAUCUGUAUGAUCAGCAUAUGAAGACUCACAAUUCUAUGAAGACUGUGUUGCAAUGUCCGCAGUGCCCUAAGAGUUUCGUCUUCCAAGCAAACUUCACUUAUCACUUCCGCACUGCCCACCUCGAGAAAUCGCAGAAUGGCUAUGGCUGCGAUAUCUGCGGCAAGGUUUUCGUCGAAGAGGCAUCUUUGAAAAUACACAAAGGCUGGCAUAAUCGGGCUAACUCGCGGUUGAGCACUCGAUUCAUACUGAGCAAGCAGAAGGCGGCCAACGGUCCGCAGAAAGAGUCGAGCAGCGUCGAGUUCGGUGAGAAUUCGGAACGACCGGCGAGAGCGCGCAAGUCCUUCCCUAAUCCUCCAUUUCAAUCGCCAUCGAAGACAUCAGGGAGUUUCCAGUGUCAAGUUUGCAAUGACAAAUUUGACGACGUCAUAGUACUGAGGACCCAUCUGUGGGACGUUCACUGCGCCCGUAACAAACCGGAGAAAAGUUUCUCGAACGACGAGCUUCAGUGCGAGCUCUGCACCAACAUUUUCCCCGAUCAGGAUACUCUGGCAUCCCAUAUGCAAUGGCACAAGGACAAUCCUAUUCUUAGCAAUAUACGAAAGGUGUUCGCCUGCGACAUAUGCGGCAAGUCUUACAGCUCGAAGAAGGUUCUGUGGAAGCACAAGAGACUUCACAAGGCUACGGUUGUGGCCUCGAUCAAGUUCCAAUCUUUAGCCAGAAAACCGAUGGCUUCGCAGUACCUGUGCACCUUUUGCCGCAAGGUCUUUUCGAGCAACCAGUCUCUGCAACGACACAAACUCUCCUUUCACAGUGACAUGCACCUACUACGCACGCAGCAGCAGCAGCAACAGCAACAGCAGCAGCAGCAGCUAUACAACAGCAAUCGAGCGUUAUCGAUCGAGGACGAGCCGAAGACAAAGCGUUUGAAACUCGAGAUUGAAAGUGACAAUUCCCAGGUUAAGCUGUCGCCCUUUGCCAUGGACUUCGCCGGUGAGAAAAGGAACAAGUCAGUCAUGUGCCACCUUUGCAGGAAAAUGUUCCCAAAUAUGAGCGUGCUGUACAAGCACAAGCAAACGGCCCAUAAGAGCCGUAUGAAAAAAGAUUUUACGCCCGAAUGCAUUCCGGUGUCGACUCAGGAUGGCAAGUUUUCAUGCAACAUCUGCUUCAAGGAAUUCCCCGGUCUGUCGAAUCUGCGACAGCAUUUCACGAUCAAGCACAAGAAGACGGCCGAAGCCGCCGCUAGCGCGCCGAACAACGAUAGAUUGGCGCUCUCGACACCCGAACGGCCUAAAGACUACGGGGAAACAGUCUACAAUAACGUGAUGUACAGCUGCAAGCUGUGCAAGCAGUGCCACGUCUUCAAUAAGGAGUCCAUCAUACGCCAUAUCACCAAUGUGCACAACGCGGUGUAUCAGGCCGAUAGCAAGACAUUCCAUAGGGAAGUCAAUCUGAACAAUUACUCGGUGAAGGACGCGGUCGGAGCUACUUGUCCGGAAUGUGACGUCAAAUAUCCUAACAAUAGGGCUUUGAAGAUACACUACAUUAAGUUCCACGACGAGGCCGAAUAAAAUGAUCACGCAAAUCUGGACGUUGACUGUGCCAGGUAGAAAAAAGAUUUUUUAAUUAUAAUUAUUAUAAUAUUCUGGCACGGUCGACAAAUUAUUUCGCAAUAAACCGUCGUCUGUAGGAGUGGUAAAUUUCUGCAAAAUGGAAAAUUUUGAUCUACGUAGCAAUAUGUGCAGGACAACCAAAAAUUUUAGUUGCGCACUAAAUUUUUAUCAUUUUUAUCAUUUCUCACGCUAGAAAAAUAUAUACUUGCAAAAAUAUCAUUGGUCUUGCAUAUCUAUGACCGAUAUGUAAGAUCAGGUAUACUCUUGCAAGUAUACUGGUCAGUCAUAAUUUUAUGAGAUCAAAUGAAACCAGAAGAAAGCUACAAAAUAUAUGAAUAUGAAUAUAUACAUACACACUCGAAAUAUCCUGGUUUAUUUCAGAAAAUAAUU